AUGUUCUCGAUCAUCUCCCAGUUCUUUAUCCUUGGGGUUUUGACUUUCUGGGUCACACGUGGACCCCGCACCAAACAGUCCGACCUCGACAGUUGGCUCUCCAGCGAAGCGAGCAUUGCUCGCACCGCUGUUCUUAAUCUAAUCGGUGACGAUGGCAAAUGGGCCGAAGGGGCCGCGCCAGGGGUGCUGAUUGCAAGCCCAAGCCGGUCGGACCCAGACUACUUCUUUACCUGGACACGAGAUUCGAGCCUAGUGGUUGGGACAUUGGUGGAGAUGUUCAGAGAAGGUGAUUCCGACCUUUUACCCAUAAUCCAAGGGUGGAUAUCGUCUCAGGCUCGAGUGCAAGGCGUAGAAAACCCGAGUGGCGGACUGAAUGACGGACAGGGAUUGGGAGAAGCAAAAUUCAUGGUGGACGAGACCCCCUUCGCUGGAUCAUGGGGACGACCACAGCGGGACGGGCCUGCCUUGCGAGCCACUACGAUGAUUGAGUUCGGAUGGUGGCUGGUGAGUCAGGGCUAUCACCAGGUUGCUGCAAGCCUCGUAUGGCCUGUUAUACGAAAUGAUCUGUCGUAUGUGGCACAGUACUGGAAUCAGUCAGGGUUUGAUUUAUGGGAGGAGCUCUACGGGCGCUCGUUCUUCACUUUAUCUGUAUCCUAUCGCGCUCUGGUCGGAGGAAGCGUGUUUUCGCGAAGUAUAGGGUUCUCCUGUCCGGAAUGCGUAUCGCAAGCUCCCCAGGUUUUGUGUCUGUUGCAAUAUUUCUGGACAGGGAGGUUUAUCCGUAGCAACCUCGACAGCGGUCGGAGUGGGAAGGAUUCCGGUACGCUCCUAGGCAUUAAUUACGCCUUUAACCCCCGUGCGGGAUGCGAUGAUGCUACUUUCCAGCCAUGUUCAGCGCGUGCCUUGGCUACCCAUCAUAAACUGAUGGGCACGUUCCGGGAUCUAUACGAUAUCAAUGCAGAUCGUAACCAGGACCAGGCUGUUGCCAUUGGUCGUUACCCUGAGGACCAAUAUUCUGGAGGAAAUCCAUGGUUCUUGUGCACGCUGGCUGCAGCAGAGCAGCUAUACAGCGCCAUAUAUCAAUGGAAUCGUCUUGGCUCUAUAACCGUCACACAAGUAUCACUUCCGUUCUUCCAGAAUUUGCACCCGUCGGUGGUGCCUGGGACCUAUUCGUCGUCAACUGAGGUAUAUUACCAAUUGGUUGACAGUAUACGUACGUACGCAGAUGGCUUCAUGCGGAUUGUGAAAACAUACGCGUCCCAUAACGGUUCGCUCUCGGAGCAAUUUUCAAGACAUGACGGGUCUCACAUGUCCGCAUACGAUCUCGCAUGGUCGUAUUCGUCCUUGUUGACGGCGAAUCGUCGCCGCAAUGCGAUUGCUCCAUCACCCUGGGGAGAGCCCGGGACACCGAGCGUCCCACCGACUUGCUCCGGUACUAGCGUGCAGGGGACAUACAGCGCUGCUACAAUCAGUGUUUGGCCCCCUAUGAAUGGAUUUCCAACUUCAACGCCUAUGCCGUGUGAGCCCCCUUCUUUCGUUUCCGUUACGUUCGAAGUUACUGCCUCAACUGUAUGGGGAGAAGAUAUACGAGCCGUCGGCUCGACCUUGGACCUUGGUAACUGGGAUCCUGCGGAAGGCGUGGCUUUCCAUGCCGACCGCUAUACAUUCUCUCAACCGAUAUGGUAUGCCACAGUCAAGCUACCAGCGGGCCAGAGCUUUAUGUACAAGUACAUUCGGACGAGAGGUGACGAAAUCGUGUGGGAAGAGGGCCUCAAUCGACAGUUAGAUAUCCCCGCGGCUUGCGAAACAAAAUCCCUUUACAGGAGAGAGGCCUGGAGAUGA
This is a messenger RNA of Aspergillus versicolor CBS 583.65, 1839 nucleotides long. RefSeq lists its product as uncharacterized. The coding region runs from base 1 to 1839 and encodes 612 amino acids. The record is from RefSeq and is a predicted model, not a curated record. Gene Ontology annotation, biological process: polysaccharide catabolic process. Gene Ontology annotation, cellular component: fungal-type vacuole. Gene Ontology annotation, molecular function: starch binding; glucan 1,4-alpha-glucosidase activity. Lineage: Eukaryota; Fungi; Ascomycota; Eurotiomycetes; Eurotiales; Aspergillaceae. The transcript has 5 exons.